GCCAAUGGGAUAUGCGCAAGCAAAAGUUGUACAUGGGUGUUCCUCAUAUGUUCCAAUCAAAAGACAUGACUCUCUCUCUCUCUCACUUAGCACAAAUGGAUGUCUUGUUUUUUAGGUCUUGCUAUAUUAAGACAUUGUAACUGUAAAAUAGUGGUGCCUACUAGCUACUUCCACACAUAACACGCAGCAUUUAUUGUUCUUACACCAUUUAUAAAUUCCAUCUUUCUUCUAGUUAAACCAAAUUUUUAUCACCAAUAGGAGGCAAACCGUCGCAAACUUCUUCCCAUAUGGAGCUUCUAUUGUCAGAGCCAAGUCCAUCCGAAAAUCUGAACAUCCCAUUUUCAGAAACUCCACCACCAUGUUCAAAGCCAGUACCUUCCAUGGAUAUCCAAAAGGAGAAGAGGGAUGACAAAAAACACCCCCGUGAGUCUGAUCCCCACCUUCUACUUGAUCUAAGUACCCCUGAUACAGAUUCAAGUGAUGAAUCAAAGCCAGAACUGAAUCUCAUCAACUGCAUCGAUACAAACUUAUCCAUGAACUCUUCAGAAUCUAGUCAUGGACAAGGUGAUGAAUUGGAGCCCCGGAUAUUCUCAUGCAACUACUGCCAAAGAAAGUUCUAUAGUUCUCAGGCACUUGGUGGACACCAGAAUGCACAUAAGCGUGAAAGAACUUUGGCAAAAAGAGGACACAAAGCUGGUGCUUCAGUUUCAAUAGAUUUUGCUCAUAGGUACUCCAGCAUGGCUUCUCUUCCCUUGCAUGGCUCCUAUAACAGGUCACUAGGAAUUCAGGCUCAUUCUAUGAUCAACAAACCCUCUUAUAAAACACCCUUUUUUGGUUUGCCACGUUCUCAUUCCCAAAAUGGGUGGCAGAGGAGGCCUAUGAAUCUUCACGUUGGAGCAGAAACUGAAUCAUCCUUGGCUGGUGGCAUCCCACUGUUAGGGAAGUUUUCUCCAAGGAUGGUACCAGAGGGGUAUGGUGGCUACUGGUUGGAUAGUAUUACGCAUUUGAAGACUAAACAAGAGGAGUUGCAGAAGCUUGACUUGUCUCUCAAGCUUUAAGUGCAACCCUUCAUUUCUUAUACAUAUUAAUUGUAUCUUUUCUCUGUUGAGAAAGAGCUUUGUAUCUUCUUUUUAUUUUCUUUCUUUCUGCUCAUGUAUCUCUAGUUUCAGCAGCUGUAAAUGCAUUUUAGACGCAUACCAGAAUUUGUGUCUUGAUAUUAUUACUAUUUUCCUUGAUUUGUGUUAAUGGAUUCUUCCUGAGUUUAUUUGGAAGUUAAAACUUCCCCCGAA
This is a messenger RNA of Cajanus cajan (pigeon pea), 1289 nucleotides long. Its product is annotated as zinc finger protein 1. Gene Ontology annotation, biological process: negative regulation of abscisic acid-activated signaling pathway. The record is from RefSeq and is a predicted model, not a curated record. NCBI's taxonomy places the organism in Eukaryota, Viridiplantae, Streptophyta, Magnoliopsida, Fabales, Fabaceae.